Messenger RNA from Dromiciops gliroides (monito del monte), 1905 nucleotides. RefSeq names its product notchless homolog 1 (gene NLE1). Lineage: Eukaryota; Metazoa; Chordata; Mammalia; Microbiotheria; Microbiotheriidae. The transcript has 13 exons. The record is from RefSeq and is a predicted model, not a curated record. Gene Ontology annotation, cellular component: nucleolus. Gene Ontology annotation, biological process: Notch signaling pathway; ribosomal large subunit assembly. The coding region runs from base 82 to 1539 and encodes 485 amino acids. Gene Ontology annotation, molecular function: protein binding.
GUGCGCUCUUGGCGGCGCGGCCGAGCUGUGAGGGCGGCGCUCUAGGCUCCCGCUUCGUUUUCCUCCACGUGGGAACUCGGGAUGGCGGCGGAAGCGACUGACGAGGUGGUGCGUGGGGAUGUUCAGCGGCUGCUAGUCCAGUUCCAGGAUGAGGGCGGACAGCUAUUGGGCUCGCCCUUCGACGUGCCCGUGGACAUCACCCCGGACAAACUCCAGCUCGUCUGUAAUGCGCUGUUAAAUAAGGAGGACCCCCUACCCUUGGCCUUUUAUGUCCACGACUCAGAGAUCAUCACCUCACUGGAAAAGACGCUUGAAUCCAAGUCGGUGGAGACUGAGAAAGUGCUUGACAUCAUUUACCAGCCACAAGCAGUGUUCCGGGUCCGAGCCAUCACCCGCUGUACUAGCUCCCUUGAAGGUCACACCGAGGCUGUCAUCUCUGUGGCCUUCAGCCCUACGGGAAAGUAUCUGGCCAGUGGCUCUGGAGACACCACCGUGCGCUUCUGGGAUCUCAACACAGAAACUCCCCACUUCACAUCCAGGGGUCACAGACAUUGGGUCCUCAGCAUCGCCUGGUCUCCAGAUGGCAAGAAACUGGCCUCAGGCUGUAAGAAUGGCCAAAUCCUCCUGUGGGACCCAAACACGGGGAAGCAGUUGGGCAGGGCCCUUGCCGGACAUAGCAGGUGGAUCACGGGGCUGAGCUGGGAGCCGUUGCACAAGAACCCCGAGUGCCGCUACGUGGCCAGCAGCUCCAAGGACGGCAGCGUCCGGGUCUGGGACACCACCGUUGGCCGGUGCGACCGCAUCCUCACCGGACACACGCAGUCGGUCACCUGCAUCAGAUGGGGAGGGGACGGCCUUCUCUACUCGGCCUCCCAAGACCGAACUAUCAAAGUCUGGCGGGCUCACGACGGGGUGCUCUGCAGGACACUACAGGGACACGCCCACUGGGUGAACACCAUGGCCCUCAGCACUGAUUAUGUCCUUCGAACGGGUGCCUUUGAGCCGGCAGAGGCCUCAGUUAAUGCCCAGGACGUCCAAGGCUCCUUGCAGGAGCUGAAGGAGAGAGCGCUGGGCCGUUACAACCAAAUUAGGGGUCUGUGGCCAGAGAGGUUGGUCUCGGGUUCUGAUGACUUUACGCUGUUCCUGUGGUCCCCUUCAGAGGACAAGAAGCCCCUACAGCGGAUGAUGGGGCACCAGGCCCUCAUCAAUCAGGUGCUUUUUUCCCCUGACGCUCGCAUCAUCGCUAGUGCCUCCUUUGACAAGUCUGUCAAGUUGUGGGAAGGCAAGACCGGCAAGUAUCUGGCCUCCCUUCGAGGCCAUGUGGCAGCUGUGUACCAGAUCGCCUGGUCCGCAGACAGCCGGCUCCUGGUGAGUGGCAGCAGCGACAGCACCCUCAAGGUGUGGGACGUGAAGACACGGAAGCUGUCCGUGGACCUGCCCGGUCAUGCUGAUGAGGUGUUUGCCGUAGACUGGAGUCCGGACGGCCAGCGGGUAGCUAGCGGCGGGAAGGACAAAUGUCUACGCAUAUGGAGGAGGUGAGAUCCAGGGAACCUUCCUAUCCCUUCCCCUCUCACCCUGCAAAUCCACAGGUCCAUGUCUAGCCACUUCUGGCUCUCUUGGGGGCUGCGGGCAGGCCUGCUUGUCGGGGUGCAGGACAGGCAUUCUACAGUCAGCCAUGGUCCUGGGACCAAAAGAUGGUCCAUGCCACCCUUGGAGACGUAUGAUACAGACGGAGACAGGCCCAGCAUGGCACGUGACCAAGGGUGCCGACCUUGGACCCCGAGCUGCUGGAGCUGGGGGAAAGCAGCGUGGCAGGUCUCCCACCUGUGGCUUUGUAUUCCUUUCCAAAUGUCAGCAUCCUGCGGAGUGGGGGCCGCCUCUCUCUUUGCCAAAUAAAUAAGUUAU